CCGCCCCGCUCCCCCCCAAACACACUCGCACACGGGCUCUCAAGGUGUUCUCCGCACAGCGGAAGAUGGCGACAGACUGAGGGGGCAUGGCCAGCGGGAGCCACGGGGCCAUGCCUUUGGGCGGCCGCCACAGCGGUGCGAAGCAGAGGCGGAAGCGAGAGGCGCACUAAGUAAAGCCGGGGCGUCCGCGUCCGGGCGUCUGGGGCGCUGCGGGGAGCCAGGUGGCCCGCCCGAGCCGGAACUCCGGGAGCCGCGGGUGCCGAGGCAGGAGCAGAGGCGACCCGGGACCGGCCCCGGCGGACGGCCAGAGCUCGAGCAAAGCCCGAAGGGCCGGCCUAGGAGAAGUGCGAGCGAGCGAGCGAGGCAGGGAGCUGCACGGAGCGGGCAGCGGGCAGACGGGCGGGAGAGGAGCGGCGCGGGCGACAGGAGCGGAGUGGAGCGGAGCGGAGCGCGGCGGGGCCCGCACGGCGGCGCUCAGGGGCGCAGAGCCGCGCUGCUGAGCCGAGACGGCCGGGACGGAGUGCGAGCCGGGGAGGGCACCGGUGGCACGGAGUGAAGUGGCGCGGAGCCCGGGGCAGCCGAGGGACCCGACAUUAUGAGUGCGGCGCCGCCGCCACUGCCGCCACCGCCCCAGUGCCCCGCACCGCCCCCCGCCGGGACGGCGGGCUGCGCCUAGCGGGUCGGGAGGCGGCGCCCCGGCUGCCAGCGAGGGAGCGAGGGAGCGCGGGAGGGGCGCGGAGACGACCCGAGAGCGCCCCGCGACUCCGAUCUGAGCGGGGUCCCCCGGGCCGGCUGGCCUGCCUCGCCAUGCAGCCCCCGAGGUAGAGCCUGGACGGCGCUGAGGAGCGCGGAGCGGUGCGCAACCCGCCCUUCUGAGACGGCCGUCCGGCCUCGCGCCUACCUACUCCCUCCAGCCCGAACCCCCCUGAAAUAUGUUCAGGGGCGCUUGGAUGUGGCCCGGGAAAGACGCCGCCGCGCUGAGUAUCUGCUGCUGCUGCUGCUGCUGGGCUCCCAGGUCGAGCGACAAACCUUGCGCCGAUUCUGAGCGGGCGCAGCGAUGGCGACUGUCCCUGGCGUCCCUGCUCUUCUUCACCGUGCUGCUCGCUGACCAUCUGUGGCUGUGCGCGGGGGCCCGGCCCCGGGGCAGGGAGGUAAGCAGCACCUUGCGGCCGCCCUGGGGGGCCGGCCGCGAGCGGCAGCGGGUGCCUCCUCGCGCGGUGUUGCCGCUCUCACCGCCGUCGCAGGGCGAGUCCAGCGCGUCCUCGGACACCUGCAGCCCGCGAUACCGCAACCUGACCAAAGCCGCCCCCGCCGUCGGCCCCGGGCCGGUCUGCGGUGGUGUCCCAGAGCCCACGGGGCUGGACGCAGCUUGCACCAAAUUGGAAUAUUUGCAGAGACUUUUUGAACCGACCACCCCGGCUCCCCCUCUGCGGCCCCCUGACGCGCCUUCUCAUACCCCGGCUGAGUUCCCCCCCGCCAAAAAGAACUUGCUCAAAGGCCACUUUCGGAACUUUACUCUCUCUUUUUGCGACACCUACACAGUCUGGGACUUGCUGCUUGGCAUGGACCGCCCAGAAAGACUGGACUGCACUCUGGACACCCUGCUGGGGGACCUGCUGGCCGUAAUGGCCAGCCCGGGCUCCGGGACCUGGGAGGUAUGUAACAACUGCAUCGAGGCGUACCAGCGACUGGACCGACAUGCUCAGGAAAAAUAUGAUGAGUUCGACCUCGUGAUGCAUAAAUACUUGCAGGCAAAAGAGUACUCUAUCCGGUCCUGCACGAAAGGCUGCAAGGCUGUCUACAAGGCCUGGCUGUGCUCAGAAUACUUCAGUGUGACCCAACAGGAAUGCCAGAGCUGGGUGCCUUGCAAGCAAUACUGCUUGGAGGUGCAGACCCGGUGCCCCUUUAUCCUCCCUGACAACGCAGAGAUGGUGUACGGAGGCCUCCCUGGCUUUAUCUGUACAGGUGACGGCAGACAGUGUGGUCGCCCUCCUGCCACUUCAGCGCACCCUGAGUGUGGGGCCGUCACAGUGAGAAGCAUCAGAUGGGGGCCUGAGGCCCACAGGGCCACAGCUAGGAAGAUGCCCCAGUUAAGCUGCCCCCACCAUCCUAGGCAAUGAGGGAUUGGAACCGGAUAUGGAAUGGGUGGUAAAAGAGAAGGAAGAUAGGGAAUGGAAGAAGACAGGGGAGAGAGAGGUGGACAGAGAGCAUGAGGAGAUGGUUGAAUACUGCCACCUGUCUCUGGGAAGGUGGGCAAUUAGCGUUGAGGCUCAAGAAAGGUCUUCUAAAUCAGAAUGAGGUGCACAAGGAGGCCCCUGGGGAAAGAGCCCAGGAGCCAAAACCCAGAAGGCUGAGGGCGCAUGUUGGACUGCCGCUAUCUGGAGGGACAUAUCUCACAGAAGGUGCACACACUCCCUAGGGCUGCCCUUGCCCUGGAAAUCUUGGCCUUGUGGCCACAGACCUUUCAUUUCCAAUCUCCAUAGGGAGGAGGGACUUGAGCCCAAGUGUGUCAGGCCUGGCCUGGGUCCCCACACUCCCCCAUCCUGUCCUAGCCCAGGCCUCCAUGAAGGAGAACCUGGUGGCGUUGCCCCAGAGCUCUCCAGAGAUGAGCCUUCCCUAACCCAACCUGUGUCCAUCCCCAGCCUACCAAAGAGUAUUCAUCCCUUCCCAUCCCUAACCUUGUAGCCUAUUGUCCCACUGAGGGACAGCUAGUCUCCUCCUCACCUUUUAGCGGGUCCCUUUCUCUAGCCACCCUUUGCCCUUGCUGGACAAAGUUCAGAGACUGGCAAGAGGCCUCUGCCUGGAGAUAAUACUUAAUGUGCUGCUGCUGACCCUUGGCUGAGAACCUUCAUUCAGUCUCGAAGGGUGAGUGAGAUGAGGCUCGGAAGCCCUUGGCCUGCACUGAUCUGAGGAAAAGGUAGGCCACAUUGCCUGGGCGCCAAAAAGCCAAUGGAAGCUGACAAGAACAGGAACCGGAUUCUUUAUGGGGCAGGCCAGGGGCUUUCAGAGAUCAAAAUGAUGAGUAAAGGAGGACAGCCGUGGGGCAGCAUUACAGAGAAACAGGCGAGGGCAAGGGAAGGAGGAGCUGCAUCUUGCCAGCUUUAGGAUGGAUGGACGCCUCCCUAGUCAAAAAGGGUUUCUUCAUCCGAGGGCGGUGGUUGGAUCCCAAUUCAGCUUCAUGAGCCUAUGGAGCCCUUCUCUCUGCCGGUUUACUCAUAUCUCACAGCCUGUCCUCUGCCUGGACCCUGUGUCCUCCAUCUUUGGGCCCUCAGCACUUGGGGUCUGGCCACAUGCCCCAUCCCUAGAGUGCUCUUUUCAGCUGGGGAGGGUAAGAGGUGCUGGACCCUUCCCAGAUGUGCUUAUGUAUUAGAGAAAGGUGGAGGCUUUAAGCUCCAGAGAGACCCAGGACUGCCUUCUAACUCCUGCAUCCUCAGGAGGGGAAACAGGACUGGGCAGCAAAGGGGGACAACAUGGUCCCAGGGAAUGGACCCUUGGAGACUCCCAUCCUCUCUUCCCCCUCACCAAGUGCCCUGGAGACCCCUGGCUCAGACCAGCCCAAGGCCUUGCCCAGUGGCAGGGGAAAGGGGCACCACACUCCACCUCAAAGUCAUUUGACUGUCCCCAUCUCCCUCCCCCCCCCCCCCGACCUUCCUCCACCUCCCUGGCUGCCCCUGCCCUCCGUCACAGGAAGCAGAGCUGGGCGGCUUUUCUUAUGCCAUUUUCUACACUGUGCUUCAUUAGUAGGAUCUUCUUGCACUAGUUCCUCUAAGUGAGUCUCCAAGCUGGUUCCCUAGUAGUCUCCCAGCCCUUCCUCCUUCCCCUGGCUAUGGUUCAGUUGUCUCUGCCCUCUUCCCUGCCUCUGUGUUUCAGUGAGAGUGUCUGUGUAUGUACUGCUUUCUGUUUUGUUGCGCUGUGGGGCAGUGAGCUCUCUGCUCUUGUUUAUCCCCCUUAAAGAAAUAAAU
Molecule: messenger RNA, 3962 nt
Organism: Microtus oregoni (creeping vole)
Lineage: Eukaryota; Metazoa; Chordata; Mammalia; Rodentia; Cricetidae
Product: transmembrane protein FAM155B
Exons: 3
Coding region: 933-2120 (395 amino acids)
Biological process (GO): calcium ion import across plasma membrane
Cellular component (GO): plasma membrane
Molecular function (GO): stretch-activated, monoatomic cation-selective, calcium channel activity
Source: RefSeq, a predicted model, not a curated record